AUGCCAACUAUGGAAGCUCAAAGCAAUGCCACCAUUAGCAAACCACUCGAUCCUCAAGAGCUUAAUAAUAUGAUUCAAAAUAAAAUUUCUCAACUUGAAACUGAAUCGUCACUUGAAGAUGAAGAAGAAAAGGCUAUUUCUAAAGCUGUUAAAAAAGCAAGUAAAGAAAUUAAAGAAAUUAUUAAUUCACAUGAUGAUCAAUUGGAGAAGAUCGAUACAAUUCAACAAAGGUAUAUGGAAUUGUUUCAAGAGAUGAAAAGACUCGAAAGAGAUUACGCAAAGAUGAAGAAACGAAAUGAAUUGUUGCAAAAGGAAAAAGAUUCAACAAAGAAUGAAUUGGCUAAAUCAAAUUCGGUUAAACAUAAAUUUGAAAAUAUAUGUCGUGAAUUACAUAAAGAAAAUAAAAGGAUCAAGGAAGAAAGUAAAAGAUUGGCAGCAAGUGAACAACAAAAAAGAGAAGAAUUAUCUAGCAAAUUUGAAAAUACCAUUUGGGAAAUCAAAUCUAAAAUGGAAGAAGAUACUGAUGAAAAGAAAAAAAGAGCGGAAGAUAAUGAAAUUUUUUUGGAACAGUACGAAUUACGUGAAAAACAUUUUAAUAGUGUUGUUCGAUCUAAAGAUCUGGAAUUACAACUGUAUGAAGCUAAAUUACACCAACAAAAGCAAUUGACAGAUCAAGAAAUUGUAAAGGUAAAUUCUUUGAAAGAACAAGUCGAGAACUUUACAAAGACAGAAGUUGAACUACGUAAACAACUCAGCACAUACGUAGAAAAGUUUAAACAAGUUGAGGAAACUUUGAAUAAAAGUAAUGAACUGUUCCUAAGUUUUCGUAAAGAGAUGGAACAGAUGAAUAAAAAAACUAAAAAACUUGAAAAAGAAAAUGCCACUGUUAAAGGAAAAUGUGAAACUAUGAACCGAAAUAUUUUGGAAAUGGCUGAAGAAAGAACUAAAGAUCAAAAAACUAUAGAAGAAUCAAAGAAAAAACAAACGAAUGAAGAUGAAGUAGUAAUUGUAGAAACAGUAGAAACAACAACAGAAACAGCAGCAGUAGCAAUAUUAGAUGUGGUGGAUGUGGUAGAGGAAGAGGAAAGGAAAGGAGACGAUGGAAGAGAUGAUUAUGAUGAUAAAGUAAAUGGAACUAAUAAUAAAGAUUUUUCCAAAGAAAAUAACAACACAGAUUCUUACACUAUUAUUAAAGAAAAUCAUUGUAGACUAGAUCGUGAAUUUUAUGUGAAAUUUGGCGAUAAUAAAGAGAUAUUGUUGUCAAAUGAUAAGAAGUGCUGA
Messenger RNA from Entrophospora candida, 1281 nucleotides. The record is from the annotation of a GenBank genome assembly. NCBI's taxonomy places the organism in Eukaryota, Fungi, Glomeromycota, Glomeromycetes, Entrophosporales, Entrophosporaceae.